GUAGUUCUUGUGGUUCUUUGAGCUUGGAUAUCUGAUUAUGUAUUAUUACAUUCUUCGAACGCCAACUUAGGUUACACAUAAACGACGCGCGUUACUUGGGCGCAGUGAGGCGUCAGACGCCGACCACACUGUGAUCCGGGAGCACUAAUGCGAGUGUCGUCGUCGCGCGUUGCCAGGCGUUGUGGUUGAACAACAGGACGCGACGCGACGCUUUGACUUUGCGCCAGUAUAAAUCAGUUAAGGUGAUGGAAGUAAAGCAAGCGUCAAAUCGUCAAGACGCAGCGACGAUAACAAAAGUUAGUUGUGACUCUGAAAAAUACAGAAGGUGCAGUUUGUUGAACAUCAUACAACAUAUUGAUAUUUGGGGGCGAUAUGGAACAAGUUACACAGAUAAGAACAGACUUCGUGUGAGCAAACCAGCUGUCACUUGUAGCUCAAUAUCCUGCACUUCAAGAAUGUUUGACAGCUGUUCGCAAGUUAAAAAUGCGUUUGAAAACAAGUUAAAAAAAUUAUCGGUGACAACCAAGGUGUCAGGAUUGUGGCCUGGCCACGACAUUCUGUCCAAACGCAAAAGAUCCGCCUACAAGAGCGCUAGUCCGGAUUCCAAGCGAUUAUUGAACAAAACUAACACGGUCUUCAGUGCUAUAGUGCCGCGAUGAUUGUGCAAUAAAUAAAGUUUUCGACUGAGACGUGUUAUAAGGCCUAUUGCAAAAUUUCUAAGGCUCAAUUUUACAUCGCCGCGGAAGGAAAUUAAAGUGUAUUUUGUAAUGAAAUGUGCAGUCAAUGCUCUAAGAUACCUGACCCCUUAGCCAUGGACCAACAAGUCAAGAGACUGCUGAUCUCUUCACUAUCGUAGCUCGUAAUCCUAGCUCUGGAAAAGGUCAAAAUCCCAUCUUAUAAAGGAACGCGAAAUGACGACAUCAUCAACAAAUGAAUGACAAAU
Messenger RNA from Hyposmocoma kahamanoa, 943 nucleotides. RefSeq lists its product as uncharacterized. The record is from RefSeq and is a predicted model, not a curated record. NCBI's taxonomy places the organism in Eukaryota, Metazoa, Arthropoda, Insecta, Lepidoptera, Cosmopterigidae. Bases 246 to 659 code for a protein of 137 amino acids. The transcript has 5 exons.